Molecule: messenger RNA, 12160 nt
Organism: Oreochromis aureus
Lineage: Eukaryota; Metazoa; Chordata; Actinopteri; Cichliformes; Cichlidae
Gene: aard
Product: ankyrin repeat domain-containing protein 26
Exons: 45
Coding region: 4580-11518 (2312 amino acids)
Molecular function (GO): protein binding
Source: RefSeq, a predicted model, not a curated record
AUACAUUUUGGGGCAUGUAUUCUGUAAUCUGUAAUGGAAUACAUUUUCAAAGUAACCUUCCCAACACUGACUGUGGAGGCCCUUUAAGCACAGUAAACUGACUGUUCAAUGCUCAAUGUUCAAGAAUACAAUUUGGGAUGAUUUGAGAUUUGUGACAUGGUGAGCCUCCCUACUGGAAGCUGCCAUUGGAUGAUGGGUAAACUGUGGUUAUAAAUGGAUGGGCAUGAUAAGCAUUGCCAAUGUCAGGUAGGCUGUGGUGUUUAAAUUAUGCUUGGUUGGUACUAAGAAGCCCAAAGUGUGAUAAGAAACAUAAAAUUACACCACCAACAACAGCCCAAAGCAUUGUUAAAUGGCAGGAUGGAUUCAAAUUCUGACCCUGUCAUAUGAAUGUUGCAGCAGAAAUCAAGACUCAUCAGAACAGGCAGUAUUUUUCCAUUCUUCAGUUGUCCAAUUCUGGCGAGCCUGUCUAAAUUAUAGCUCCAAUUUCCUGUUCUUAGCUGACAGGAAUGAUACCCAGUGUGGUCUUCUGCUGCUGUAGCCCAACUGCUUCAAGGUUCAACAUGCUGCACCUUCAGAGAUGCUCUUUUGCGUACCAAAUAUGGUCUGGUGGGAAAAUCCCAGCAGGUCAGCAGCCUGUCAUUUCUAAUAUGCUUAAAUCUUAUUUUUAAAUUUUGAAUUUUCUAAUUCUAAUUUCACCUAUCCAUCUGGUUAAUACCUAACAGCCUUUGGACAGGUUGACAUUAAAUUUUGCCCACUAGUCUGUAGAACUGUAUGUUUUCAUUCUGACAACAGUGAACAGGAAUGAAUUCUUCAUCAGAUAUAUGGCAGGGACCUUUCUGCUUUUUGUGAUUGAAAUACUGGUGUUAUAUAUAAAUCAAAAGAGCACCAAACUUAAACUUGUUUAUAUUAACAAUUCCAUUCAUUUUAAAUUGUCAUUCACAAUCAGAAUGUUUUUAUGACACAUUUGAACUAGUCAGAGCCCAGAUCUUAACCAAACUAACUAUACUUCUGAAUGAUUUCAUGUGACCAGUUCAUACCGGAUAUCUAUCAAAGAUGGAUAAACUGACUUUAUCCUGAAUGGUCCUGAAUUCUUUCAGACUGUUGUGCAGGUCAGUGAUACAGCUAGCAUACCACCAAAUGAUUACUUGUGGUUUUUGCUGCCACUCCAGGUAUAACCAGCUAUUAAAUCCAAAGGCCAGUAGACAAAAAGCUCAAGACAGAGUAUAUUUUAGCUCUCUGCCUUCGAAUCUCACAGACACCUUUAAUGAAGAUAGACCUGAAGCAAAAGUACAUCACUGGGACUGGUUGAAUAGCUUUGAAACAAGCACCUUUCUGUUUGACAGAAACAGGCAGUGAUUAAAGAUGAGAAGGUAGGUGUGGAAGUGUAGGUGGUGCACCUGCAGCAAGAAAAGGAGGUUUUCUUUUCAGGUGGGAGACAAAAGAGUCAGAGAUGUGAGAACUACUUAAGAUGCGGUGGAGACAGAAAGCAUGUCGGUGCAUGCCUGUGUUCCAUCAGGAAUGAUACCACCGAAGAGUAAGUAUCUAGUUUUCAUUCUUUCAAGAGAUCCACCUGCCACAGUAUGAGACGUGUAAUUGGUCCCAGCACAGCAAGGAGCAAAAACGCAAACGGGGUGUGACGUUAACAAAAUACCUUUCUCCUAACUGUCAUCUUUAUUGCCACAAGGAUUUGGAGACUCCAGCUCAGAAUUAAAUCAAAACAUAUAAUUUGAAGUGACGUGAAGAUGUCAGAGCACAAUAAAGCUUGUCGUCUUUUAUCCACACCUGGAAAAUUAUUGUGUUUAUCAGUCCUUUUCUUUCAAACAGUGGCACUAAAGAUAAGUGAAUUGUAUUCUGUAGCUUUAAAUUUACUCCUCUAAGAUAACUAUUUAAGCUUAAAUGCUGUCAGUAGGGAAGGGACUUAAAUCUCCAUAAAUCUGAAAUAGCAGGAUGACUUAUGGACCUGGGUUUUAGUAGAGCAUAUCUAAGAAUGUGAGGUUGUUUUCUCAGUCAUAGCUAAUGGGCAAACAUUUGAUGCUGCUCUCUCACUAUGAUUUACAGAUGGAUUUUGGUGGGAUUUACUGUAACGGAGAACCCACGUCUGUGACGUCUAAAACAACCUGUUAUGACAUUUACUAAAAGCUAAUAUUAUAAAAAAAAAUUUCAGCAACUUCUAGUUUUUGUUUGAAUUUCAGGAUAGUUCCAAUGAUGUAAGGCCGUUACAUCUGUUGAAGUCACCUUAAAACGCACAACAUAUGAUCAAAAUAAGCAGUGAAGAACCUGACAGCAUAUCAGGCAAAACAACUUGUUGGUUUUUUAUAUUAUAUAUUAAUAUUCAUAUGAUACAAAAUGUUGUCUUCAGAAAUUAAUAUAUAAAAAAUAUAUAUAUAAUGCAUUGCCUUUUUCAUUACGAUAAAUUUCUGACACCAUUUGAUCAUGAAAGUUCAUUCUUAAAUGGAAAAAAAAAACUUAAAAUAAGGUUGAGUUAUAGAUUUCUUCACAGUUUGCAAAGAAAUUGUGUUGUCUUUAAAAAGGACUAAAGCAAAAAUAUUAUGUCAAACCACAGUAUCCAUUUAUUUUUCUCUGAAAAUGAUAAAUGACUGCCUUGCACUAUAACAACAUGUGAGUGGAACUUUUUCUGAUUUGAAUAGUCAUAUUUUAUCUGAAGUGUAACCUAUAGCAUUGCUUUGCUGCUUUGACAAAAUAAACCAUUGCUUUACAUCACUGAGGCAUAAUGGUUUCCAAAUGCUACAUUUACAUCAAUGGUGUCACGGCAUCUUCUGCAGGAUGUAAUAAUUUUGAGAAGCUGUGCUUCAGUGGAGGUGAAAGAACUAAUGUAGCGAUUUAUAUGUAAUUGGCCUGUAUCAUUUUUUGUAUCAUAAUUGUUAUCCAACUGUGAUAUUAUCCAAUGCCUGAAAAAAGACAGUCAUCUGCGGUUCUUUCUAGAAAGUAUGCUUUAAACAGUGUAAACACAUACACUUGUAAUUUUAUAACUUAUACAGGUGUUCUUGAUAUAGCACUUACUCACUACAGGAUCUAAGCAUGUUAUUGUAUCCUAAAUCAUAACUGAAAAUGCAGAGGCAGUAAUGACUUUGGAUACAAUAAGAUCCUCUUACAUCUCACAGUGAAAGGCAUCCUCUACAUGUUUAGGGGUAGGAUUUUCUUCCCUCUGCUUUUGAAAUUGCUUCCUUCGUCUCUUCCAGUAUGCUGCUUUUAUUUUGUGCUCUAUAUGUAUUCCUCUUUUAAUUUCACAAAGGAGAUCAAAUUAGCUACUUCUACUUCUAAAAGAAUCUUUAGCUCCUCACCGUCUAUCCCUCCUUACAACUCGUACCUAUUUGUUUCCCGACUGUCAUGGGGGAAAAAAAGCAAAACAUAUAAACGUCACCUGCCAUAACAGAGACAAGGGGGCGUAAUUGAUUUUAAAACUGUGUCUGCAUUUUAGAAAUCAGAUUAUUUGGUAUAUGUAUUAUAUAUGUUGAACUGACAUGUUAUUUUUUUUUUUUUUGUAAUGUUAAUCGUUUUGUUGAGAUUAAACUGUGUGCAGCUGAGGUAUUUUUUGAAGAACUACAGUAUAUAACUUUAGGAUUACAGACAAAUGUCUCCAGCAAGUGGUAAAGCUUUGCUAUUACACUAUGGACUGUAAUGACUCUCUUUGCCUUGUAAACCAACCUUGUGCACGAAGUUAAGCGGUCUAUUGGCCGAUCGUUGCAUCCAGCUCAUUUUUGAUUGGUUACUUGAAAACCCCAACAACCAGCAAGGUUUUGUGAGCUGCUUCGCUUUCGUCUAGAUCUGUGAUGGUUUCACUCUGACAAUCAACAGACUUAUAGCGACAAAUCCAUGUUGUGCUCAACUCUACCACACAUUCAUUUUAAAUGUGGCGGUUUGCAUCAAUGCUGAAGUGACGACGUGGGAGGCGCAGUAACGAGCCAGUUGAAGCUACAUACAUAUUUUUUUACAAUAACUUAUUUUGAAGUGAUAAUACAUACAGUAGUAUAGCAGUAUUACACAACUGCGGUACAAAAAAAUAGGUUUAGGCAAUUUUGCACAGUAGCAAAUUGGAAAACCUCAGCUACGUAUCAAUUGUACAGUCAGUUACCAUGGCAACAGCUCUUAAUCUCAAACGCUAGCUAAACGCAUGAUUAAAAAAAAAAACCCGGCGACCUCAGCUAACGCUAUCUACGACAGAUUCUCUGCUUUAUCGUAAUCUCGUAAAAAAGCAGCUUACUCACGAUACCUUAUCGUUAAAGGAAUCCUCUGUGUAAGGUAUGAUUUAAAGAAUGUCAUUAGCAUGACAGCUAAGUUCUGCUGUCAUCCAACACCGUGGUACUCGGUGUUGCGUAUUGCCUUCUGACAUAUGCACUCGAUUAUUAUAGAGUAAACGUGCGAAAGCCACCUAAUUCUGUAUAGCGGUGGUUGCAUUAUACCUUAUAAUAAGCGACGCUGUAGUGCUUAGUACUGUUUCAAGGGCUUCUAAUCCGCUUUGAACGUCUUAUUUUAGGGAUGGGAGAGUCGGCUGUGGUUGACCUCCAGAUGAGUGGCAGGUAGCGACAGGUGCUAAAGUAAUGUUUUGGUGCCAUAUACAAUGAAGAAGAUAUUCAGCUUCACUAAGAAGAAAAAACACCCGUCCGACACUCCAGACAGUGCAAGCAGGCUUUCUGUUGGCUAUGAACUGAAAGACAAGGACCUCGGGAAGGUUCACAAGGCUGCCUUAGCGGGUGAUUUGGCAAAGCUGAAGCAGUUGGCUAAGAAGAAUGAUGUCAAUCAACUUGACAAGGAGAACAGAACUGCACUGCAUAUUGCCUGUGCUAGUGGUCAUGUCGAGGUGGUACACUUCCUCGUUGAGAGCAAAGCCAAGCUUAACCUAUGUGACAAUCAAAAUAGAUCCGCCUUAAUGAAGGCAGUGCAGGGCCAGCAUGACAACUGUGUGAGCAUACUGCUGGAAAAUCAUGCUGACCCUAAUCUGAUGGACAUCAAUGGCAAUACGGCACUACAUUUAGCGGCAAACAUCCCAUCUGUCCCCACUGCUGUCCUGCUGCUGCAACAUGGGGCUCAAAUCAAUUCCCAGAACAAGGAGGGUUUCACGCCUUUGAUGGUAGCAGUGCGAGAGAACCAUGUUGAGAUGGCUCAGUUUCUCCUCAAGGAGACUGCUGAUGUGAAUUCUGUGGAUCAAGAUCAAAGGUCCCCAUUAAUGAUAGCUGCUGGAAAUGGAGAAGUCUGUAUGGUAAAGCUGCUCCUGCAGUUUGAUGCAGAUACCACACUAAAGGAUACCAAAGGAUGUUCAGCUGAUAACUAUGCAGGAAUAAAUGGGCAUCACUCUUGUUCCCACCUGAUCAUAGAGCAUGAUACCCAGCGUACAGACAGGGCCUCCCUAUCACAUCAAGAUCUGAGCAAGAAGAAGAAAAAAAUGCUGAGCACUCCUUCCCAAGAUCUUGAAGCAGGCUUCUCUUUGGGAGGACCAGCCACUGACAGAGAUGAGCAUGGAGCAGAUGAAGCAGGGAGAGAUUUUGAAGACAAUUCUCAGUCAGAGUCACUAAGUCGCGUUUCAAAAAGGGCUGCAGAUGAUUGGCCAUCAUCAGAUGAUGAUGAUGAAUCUGUUUUAAUUGAAAAGAAACCUCUGAAAGUUGACCUCAGCAAAAUGAUUGCAUCUAAAAGGGGAGAAGCUUCGGCACUAGCUGACACAUCGUUGAGUGGCUCAGACUCUGAGCCAGAAAGUGAAAAUAGAGUUCAGAGAAUCCCAUCCCUCCCAAAGGCUUUCUCAUCCAGCAAAAGUCUUCAGGAUCCAGUAGAUCCCACUCCCAUUACCUUCCUUACCAGUGCAUCCCAGAUGACUUCCACUCCGCUUCCACACUACAGAAAGAAGGAAGAUUCCACUGAGGAUGAAGAUGAGGAAGAGGAUGAUAAUGACAAAGAGGGGGAACAAGAUGAGGAGGAAGAAGGAGAUGAAUCAGCUGAGAAUGAUCAGCUUGAAGAAAGUGGAGAGUCUUGUGACGCCAAUUCGCCUGCUCCCGAGGCCGAAGUUUCUAAGGAGAAGAAGAGGGAUUUCCUGUCUGAGCUGGGUCUAGAGGGGGGUGAGGAUGACCAGAGUUCAUGGAGCUCUGAGUCCCACUCGGAAAACCUGAAUAUCGACGAGCAGAAACGAGGAUUAAAUAGUCAGAAUGAAGGAGAGAAAGAAGAGAGUAAAAAGAACUUGUUAUAUGUUCCCUCAUUUGUAAGAGGGGAUAGAGGCAAUAAGAUGGCAGUGCUAGAGCCUCGGAGGAGUGUAGGCAGGCCAAGAGUCAGCCAGGGAGGGGUUGCCAGCAGCAGUAAUGAUGAUCUUGAAGGUGAACUUGCUGAUCAAUACAAUAAAGUACAGAAAGAGACCGAGAGGGUAAAAUGGGAACCACUUAAUGUUUUGAGCAAGCUUGAAGGCGAUGUCAGCCGAAAGACAGAUGUAAUGGAAGAGCUUGGUCUGGGUGAUGUUGAUGAUCUGGAAGAUGCAUCGGACUGGGACUCAGCCAGUACUGCCAGUAUGGGAGCCCUGUCUGGUCACAGGGUGGCGUCCCCUGUAGUUAAGAAAAUACCAGAGUGCUCCAGUUCAUCUGAUAAGGACCAGGAAAAAGAUGAUGUUACCACAGCAACACUGACGCAUCAGAAGAGCAUCAGCCCAGACAAGACACUGCCCAUCACACACUCUCAAUCUGUUCCCCAGCCCCAACCUCGUACACGGAAGACGGUCCCUCAGAAACUAGAGAGUGAAGAAGAAUCUGAUUGGGAAACCGAAAACAUAACAUCUUGCAAAACAGCUCAAAAUGACAAUCCGCUACAAAAUAUGGCUGAGCCUCAAGCAACAGUUAAACCAAGGUCCGCUGACCCCUCACUGAUGGAGAAAGACAGUGAAAUCAUCACAGAAUUUGAAGAGCAGCAACAAAAGGAGAAAGAUGAUGCAGUAGAUAGAAGUGAGUUAGAUCUAAAUAAAUCUGACAAUGGAAAAAAGGAUAACGAGUUUAGAGAUCUUUGCAGUCCUGGAGAAAGCGGUGGCGUGCCAUGGGAAAAACGUUAUGAGAAGCUCUGGGUAGAGGUGGAGAAAAGAGAGGUAAAGUCCACCUUCAAGAGUGUCGCUGGUGAAUUAAAAGAAAAAUUUGGAGAACUGUUUAAAUCAAGACAUGACAUCACAGAAGAACAGGUCACAGCUGGAUCCGCCUCUGCAGAAGAAGAUUCAAGUGAUGAAGAAGAUGGGGAAGUCAUUGAGCGUCCUACUGCGAGAGCAAAAAGCACUGCCCUUCUCACCAUACCUGAGCAGAGAGAGUCUGGACCAGAGGACUCUGCAGCUGAAUCGAAUGCAAACUCCUUAUGCGAGGACAGGAUGCAGGAGCAACCAGCUUGUGAUGGCACCGUCACAAGCCGUGCUGAUCUAAGUCAAACCGAGGAGAAUACUGCAAGUUCAGAAGACGAUCCCAACGAGUUUGCUAUAUGUCAGCCUCCCUUCAGAAGUUCAGCACCUGUUCCCGGUGUUUCUGAUGAAGAGUUGGAAGAGGACAUGGAAAGUUUUAAACUUGAGGUAGGGAUGCUGAAGGUUGUCUUCCUCGAUAUGGAGAAAGAAAAAGCCCAACUUCAGAAAGAGAUUGGAAAAGGGAGAACAGAAAUCGAGGUUGAGGUACAAAAAUCAAGUACUUCCCAGGUUACUAGUGGAAUAGCAUUGGAGGAAACUGGUAUGGGGAAACCUGAGACCAGCUUAGGAUGCCUGUCAAAUCAAGCUGAAGCACUUGACCAGGAGCAGCAGCCCGAGGCCGCCAUGAGCACCAACAGGGCUCCAGUGCAAUUGCAUCUCCCAGUCCAGCAAACCUGCAUUAGCAACAAACAAGAGAAGCAAGCUGUAGUGGAGACUUUACAGUCAGAGUUGGUCCGAGGGGCCCAGGGCAGCAGAGCCCCUCAGACCAACACACAUAUUAAUGGAGGUCCUCUCUGUGUGUUUGACGAUGGCACUUUAAGUGAAGUGUCGGAUGAUGAAGGAAGUUUGGCAGCAAGUGGACCAAAGAAGGAUAAGGACCGUGAGGAGGUGGGAAUGGCAGAAGAUUUUGAUGAACUCACUCAGUCCUCAGACACAGCCACAGAUGAUGCUGAUUCACCUGCUACAGGCUACAGUCACGCCUCCCUCCUCAUUAAGAAACUGGACUCAGCAACUUUGGACUCAACAUGUGUAGUGAAGCUGCAGAACAUUUUCCAUGAAUAUGAGCGCUCCAUCAAGAAGGCAAAGGAUCGGCAUAGGUACUUGACUGAUAAAGUGGCCCUGCUGGAAACAGAGAGGCGAGACUUGAAGAGCUCAUUGGAGGACAUUAAAGAUGCCAAGUCUGCCAUGGAGCGGGUCCAGUUGGAAUUACAGACUGAAGUUACAAAUCUCAAAUUUCAGCUGAAACAAGAACGGGAGAAUCACCGCCACACCACCAUGAAGUACAGUACCGCUGCCGAUAAGAUGAGGAGGAUGGAUGAGGAACAUCAGAAAGAAAUUCAGGAAAUGCAGAAGGUGCACAUGAACCUCGAGCUAGAGAUUAAAAGACUUGUUAACAACAUGAAACAGCUUGAACAGGCCCACAAUGAGACGCAGAGACUGCUGGCUCAGGAGCGCAGUGCACGCACCCUUCAGGAGAAUCUUCUGAGCAGCCAUCUGAGGAAGCACCAAGAGACAGAAGAGGAAAACAAAAGAAACAUGAUCAAAAGCAGUGAAGUUUUAUCUCAGCUCACAGAAGCCAGUGACAGGGAGCGAGAGCUACUGCAGCAGACCGCUUCCUUACAGGAGCAGCUCACCAUCCUGAGGACAGACUCUGAGCGUUUGCAGACUCAAAGCAGUCUGAACGAGAGCCACCUUAUAGAGGCGAGGGAGAUACUGAAAGAAGAGCUCGAAGAGGUACGGCGGGAAUCCCAGCUUAACAAUGAAACCAUGGCCCAAGUUGUGUUCAACUACAAAAACCAGGUUACGACCCUUAAAUCUGAACUGGCAAUAACAACGACCCGUCUGGAAAACGAACGUCAGAUUCGCGAUAAACUGGAGGAGGAGGUUGAAUUGACUCGCACUCGUCUGGCUGGGGCUGUAAAGGAUGCCGAGCAUUGUCUCGCAUCUAAGUCAGAAACCGAGAAGGCUCUGCUCCGGGAGAAAGAGGAACAUCAGCGUCUCAAAGACAGACUCGCAGGUGAAGCAGCCAGUCAGCGUGAGGAAGUCAGCACCCUGUCCCAGAAGCUGGCCAAGGCAGAGUCCCACGCAAACAGCAUGGAAAAUGAAGUUCACCGUACCACCAUGCAGCUGACGGAGAAGGGCGUCCUGCUGGAAGUGCUACAGCGCGAAAAGGACCAGGCAGUCGCUCAUGUCAAGGAGCUAGAAAAGGCUCUGCAGACUCACAGGGAGGAGGUCAGCUGUAACAAAGCAUGUCAAGAGGCCACAAAAGAGCGGCUAGUUCAAGCACAGAGCGAGGCCAUGUUACUAAGGCAACAGCUGGAAGAGGCCCAAAACAAAGGCGCUGCAAAGGAGCGUGCUGUGACAGAUGCCCAAGAGCGCUUCAGUGACAUUUUGUCCAAGCUGCGCUCUGACUGUGAAGAGAGGGUACAGUUACUGGAGGACAGAAAUAAGGAGCUCGCCAGUAAGGCGGUGGAUCUCCGCGACCAGGUCUACAAGUUGGAGGAAGACAAGAAUGAAAGAGAGACUAGUCUGAGGCAGCUGCAGCAGGAACUCGCCGACUCACUCAAAAAGUUGUCAAUGAGCGAAGCCUCUCUGGAGGUCAACACGCGCUAUCGCAAUGACCUGGAGGAAGAGAAGACUCGGCUCCUCAAAGACCUGGACAGACUCAAAGGAAAGCUGGAGGAAAGUGAGGAUGAGUAUGUGCAGUCAGAGAGACGUAUUAACAGCCUGAAGAGCACUUUGGAAGAAAGGGAAAAGGAACUCUCCACUGCUGCUCAGAAACUCCAGGAGGCGCUGUCUACCUCAGCUGCUUCUGACACCACGAUCAAACAGCUGGAGGAUGCUGUGCAGAGGCUGGAGAUUGAGAAUGCCAGACUAGAAGCUGCUGCGAAGCAACAGUCCAACAAAAUUGAUGCACUGCAGAAAGGAGCUCAGGAAGCUGCCGCGCUAUCUGGCUGCUCACCUGGAGGAGGGGUUCGAAGUCACUUGGAGGACAUGGUUACGAACCUCCAAAGCAGUAAGAUGACCUUGGAAGACCAACUGAAUAGAGAGGUCCAGAAGCAGAGCUUGCUCUCUCACACGGCCCAGGACUCUCGGGCCUUGUGGGAGGAGGAGCUAAAAGGCCGCUCUAAGUUGGGAGUACGAUUGGCAGAACUUGAAAAGGAAAAAGGAGAACUGAACAGCCAGAUGGAGAUCGAAAAGAAGAAAGCCAAGAAAAUAGCAGAGCAGAAGAAAGCUGUUGAUACUCGUCUGGAUCAGGAGAUAAAGAGAAACACAGAGCUUCAAAAAGAAAUGUACAGGCUGCGAGCCUUAUUGAAGACUGCAAAAAAGAAAAUGCGAGAUCAAGACGCUGGUGGUGCUGAGUUUGGCUCUCCUAUGAGCAGCAUGCGGAUGGAUCUGGGCAGACACACUGAGGGGCACUUUGGGCGAAUGAAAGACAGGGUGGACGAUUUGCAGGUGCAGUUGGAGAAGGAAGCAUCUCUUCGCAGACAGCUAGAGAAGGUGAAUGAGGAGCUCAAGGAUCAGGUGACUUCCUUGAAGAGCAUGAGCCACAGUAAUGAUUUGCUUGAGAGGAGUAAGAGGCAGUUGGAGGAAGAGGUACUGGACCUAAGACGCCGAAUGGAGACUGCUCAGGUUGAGCAGAGCCACGUGGAGCAGUACCGGCGCGAUGCAGAGGAAAGAGCUCGGCAGGAAAUACAACAGAAGCUGGAGCAGGUUAACCUGUUCCUCCAGUCUCAGGCUGCAUCACAAGAAGCACUAGACCAGAUUAAAGCUGCCAAUGAAGCUAGCCUGCGCUCUCAGCUGGAGCAGCGAAUCCGGGAGCUGGAGGGGGAAUUGGGCCGGGCCCGCACUUCCCAGCAGGAGAGCGUUAACCAACGAGAGUCCACACGCACAGAGCUUGAGAGAUACCGCCAACUAUAUACAGAAGAACUGCACCUACGCAAGUCUCUGGCUGCUAAAUUAGAGAGGGCCAACAGUCGGCUCGCAGAAGCCAAUUCCAAGUUGCUCAAUGAGCGCAGCAGGUCACUUAUCACAAAUGGCAGCCUUGGAGCGCCAUCUCUUGACUUUAGCUCUUUGGCUUCACCAGCCAACUUUGGAGCCUCACUUGGGCCACUCAACAGGAAUCUUGGUCUGGGACUCUCUCUCCUCAACCCUGUGACUGAGGGACAGAACAGCAGGGUGGAGGACUACUUAGCCAAGAUGCAGAGUGAGUUGGAUAGAAGCAUAACAAGGGAAUUAAACAAUGCCACAGCAGACCUGGAUGUUGCCUCCGCCCGUAUGUCACCUGUGGGAUCUGCCAGAAAGGAGUUGGACCCAGUUAGCAGAGCAACGCAACAGUACUUGGAGGUACUGAAGAAGAACAGUAUGAUUUGACCGUUAUCUCGUUUCAAUCAGACACCACCUUUCAGCCAAUAAAAACACCUGAAUGUUGUUAAUCUGUUCUCAGUCCGCUUUUAUAGAAACAUAAAUAAUGCACAUUGCACUUAACACCUCAGGAUCAAAGGACGAGUCAUAUAUGUGAUAAGAUUUACAUAUCUUGAAGCAUGAAAAGUAUUUGAAACACAGUUUAGAUUUUGUUAUUUUGUUUGUGCAUAUUUUGGCAUUCAUAAGUGUGUAUUUGCAAAUGUGUUUGUAAGCAUGAUUAAGAUAUUUGCCAUGAUAUUACAUUUUUGGUACAUGCCAUCAAAUGGUGCAAUAUCUCUCUUAUUUUAGUGCUGUGUUUACUUUAUUUAUUCUUUUUUUUUUUUUUUUUAUGAACACGUUAUACUUGAACAAGACGAGCUGGAAUACUCUCCGGCUAUAGAAACAGGGUCACUACACUUCAGCUUUUCGUUGGCUUGUUUUUAAAGGUCACUAAGAGUAAGCUUUUUCCCAUUACUUGUAUAUGCUGUAACAAAGAUGGAAUAACUAAUGUAUAGAGAUCAUAUUCUGUCUAAAGAUGUUCACGCAAUAUUUUGUAAUUGGAUCAACUCUGUAGUAUUUUUGUGAACUAUAAUUAAAAAUCUUCCCAAUUUA